This is a messenger RNA of Adineta ricciae, 249 nucleotides long. The record is from the annotation of a GenBank genome assembly. Lineage: Eukaryota; Metazoa; Rotifera; Eurotatoria; Adinetida; Adinetidae.
AUGAAUAUUCUAAUUCCGAUGGGCGGUCUUGGUCAACGUUUUACUCGAGAGAAUUAUCGUUUUCCGAAACCGUUGAUUAAAAUCGUUGGUCGACCGAUGUUGUUUUGGUUAAUCGAUUAUUUGGAUCUGAAAGAAGAUGAUANCUACGUUCUUAUUUUGGUUCGGUUCAUCAAACAAAAAUUAUCAUCGAUGAUAAUGAAUGUGAUUAUUAUCGGCCGUAAACAAUCAUCAAUCAUUAUCUAUCAAUGA